CAACAUUAUCUGUCCCGACGUUCUUGCCAAAGCUCGAUCACCUCCAAAGAUCUUUCCUUGAGUGUAUGUUGUGUCAUCAUCGAUGUGACGAACUCAAGUGUGUUACCUCGCACAAGUAACAAGGAUCACACAGCCUAGCACACACUUUCUUGUUUUGGCACAACAGGUCGCACUCGAUAAGGCUGCGGAAACUUCUGAGAGCCUUGCUAUCGACGACAUCUGAGCCUCCUCUCUACUUCCAACAGUCACAAGGGAAUUUGCUACUAGUCACGUGGCUGAAUGCUCCUUUUCAAUAGUCUCAUGCACGGCCGAUUUCCAAUUCCUGCCAACUCCGAGCCUGAUUGAUUUUUUUUAUCUAGUAAACGACUGAAACAAGAGAGGAACAAUGGGCAAAUUUCUUGUCAGAUUUGGAACUUUUCAAGGAGGCUCGAAUAUUGUGAUGAUCACCGGGCAACGAUUAUUCGGGUUCAAUUUACCGCCUCUUCUUGCUGCUUGGCUUAACCAGCCUUCUGCGGUGAAUGCUGUGGAAAACCUUGAUCUCGGUCCGGAUGGCCACUACGCCCUUACAUACCGCCGAAAGGAUGGUUCUUUAAUCCAGCUACGUUCACCUGGCCUCGAAGAUUGGCUGCGGGUCCCACGUCUACCACUUACAACAAUAAUCAAUUUUGCCUUUGGGCAUCCGACUGGGGUUCUUACCACAUAUGCUGAUCCAAGGACUGGUACGACAGUUUGGUCCACACGAGAUAUACCAGAGACUCUUUCGACUUUUAUGGCACAGCACGGACUACAAUUCAACGCCAAUAUACACGAAUGGGAUCUUGGUUGUGAUGGGGAUUGGAUGUUGAUUACUGGCACAACUUCCGGAUAUCACGUCAGUGAUUUUGUCGAAGGACUCAUCAAACAGAAAGCGGGUAACGCACUGCAUAGCGGCUUCUGUCUGAACAAGAUGACACGUGAUCAGUGCUACCUUGAAUUGCCUAACCCAUAUCUCUAUGUAUCCACGGCAUGGAUCAGCACACUAAGCGCGGCUAUUAAUGACACACCGGUGAGUAGUCUUGUAAGAGGAUACUAUGAUGAUAGUAGACAUGUUGUCGUGUUGCCAGGCGAGGUCCUGGCAGCUCCGCCAUCACAGACCGGGGCUUUCUUGACUCCAGACAAUUUCUCGACCGGGUUGGACAUCAUCAGCAACACUAUGGUAGUCGUUGGCAAUGUUACGGGCUCGGCAGCCAGCUCGAGCGGUCUGUGCUGUCUCAUCAUGUAAACUUAGACAAAGCUGUCAAAACCCAGGGCUCAUUUGUUUCAAUUACUAGUCCCUGAUAUACACUACGAUAACAUUAAAGGCUAUAGUUUAUCUGAAAGUCUGGAACCAUUUAUCCGAUCGAUACAAAAGUGCUACCUGUAGUUCUGGUCUAAAUAUGACCCUAGGUCCUUUCCUUCGCUGGU
Molecule: messenger RNA, 1443 nt
Organism: Mollisia scopiformis
Lineage: Eukaryota; Fungi; Ascomycota; Leotiomycetes; Helotiales; Mollisiaceae
Exons: 2
Coding region: 386-1261 (291 amino acids)
Source: RefSeq, a predicted model, not a curated record